Molecule: messenger RNA, 602 nt
Organism: Diachasma alloeum
Lineage: Eukaryota; Metazoa; Arthropoda; Insecta; Hymenoptera; Braconidae
Exons: 3
Coding region: 153-509 (118 amino acids)
Biological process (GO): DNA replication; DNA repair; DNA recombination
Cellular component (GO): nucleus
Molecular function (GO): DNA binding
Source: RefSeq, a predicted model, not a curated record
AAAUAUUUGUGACCGUCAGACGCCGACGGUGAUUCUCCUUUGUUCCCUUUUGCAUAGUUUUUUAACAGUUGAAUACAAGUAUCACCGACAGGGCAAGAAAAACAGACUAGUUGAUCUAAUCGAUAAUUAUAAAUAAUCAGAACUGAAUAACGAUGGGAAGGCCUAGAGUGAUAGGUGCACACCUGGGGAAGGAGAUUGGCAACAGGGUCACCCUCUUCGGGAUGAUCAAAGCGGUGAGCUCAAACCAGACGAAUGUUGAACUGCUGACCCCAGACAACAUUAAAGUCAAUGUAUCCCUCCCUGAACCCUUCACUGGGCUCCCUGAAGGUGGGAUGGAGGUCUUUGGGAUUGUUAAAUCAAAGUCGACGAUCAGUGCUGAUGGCUAUGUCUACCGCACACCAAUCGAACUUGAGAAGUUUGAUCCCGAGGCGUACCAGGACUACCUGAUACUCGUGAACAUCAUGAUUGGACAGGAUGAGAACAUUCAGGCUGCCUUCCGUACCUUUUAAGCUCACAUAAGCAUACUCAACUCUAAAUAUUCGAUAAGAAUUAUUUUUUCAUCUGAUUAAUCGUUAAUAAACACUAAUAGAAUAUUGUACGAA